Molecule: messenger RNA, 1600 nt
Organism: Frankliniella occidentalis (western flower thrips)
Lineage: Eukaryota; Metazoa; Arthropoda; Insecta; Thysanoptera; Thripidae
Product: inactive pancreatic lipase-related protein 1-like
Exons: 7
Coding region: 218-1405 (395 amino acids)
Biological process (GO): lipid metabolic process
Molecular function (GO): lipase activity
Source: RefSeq, a predicted model, not a curated record
GCGCGUCCUGGAUAGUGGACAGGACGCAGUGCAGCUCCCUCCACCCUCCUCGGCUUAUCGUCCCCGUCCUCGUCCUGGCCGCCACCACCACCUGCUCGCCGCCCUCCUUCUCCCGGGUCACGUCCGCGGGGCCCGGCGAGGCGCCCGACGAGGAGGCUCCCCCCGCAAGGCGAGGACAUAAGUACCCGCGCCGUCGCGGGGCGGACGCCACACAGACAUGGGUCGAAGCCGCUCCCCGCUCGUCGCGCUGCUCUUGGCCGCGCUCGCCUCCGCCUUCCCCGCCGACGACACGGCCGUGUCCGAGGAGGUGGCGCAGCAGCUGUACGCCGAGGCCCUGUACGCGCCGGUGUGCCCCGAGGUGCGCUCCUCGCCCAAGCUCAACCUGCCGGACGGCGCCGAGGUGGGCGGCGACGGCCGCGGGGACGAGCCCGUCCGCUGGAUGCUGAUGCCGGACGGCCGCGGCGAGGCGCAGGUGGCCGUGCUGAGCGGCGCGCAGCCCAAGGACCUGCCCACCCUGGGCGACAUCACCUUCCUCUUGUACACGAGAGAUAACCCAGACCGGCCCGAACGGAGGGCCAUGAACAAGACCUGCCUGCCGACCUUUGAGAACUUCAAGGCGAGCCGGCCGACGGCUGUCCUCAUCCACGGCUUCGGCGACAACCUGCAGGAUUCCUACAUGCUCCCCCUGCUCAAGGACGCCUUCCUGGAGCGCACCGACGUGAACGUGCUGGCGGUGGACUGGGGCCGGCACGCGGCCACGCCCUGGUACCAGACGGCGGCGCAGGCCACCGAGGCCGUCGGGGUGCACGUCGCCGGCCUGCUCGACCACAUGGCCGAGCGCCAGGGGCUGAGCGCGGCGCGGACGCACAUCGUGGGCUUCAGCCUGGGCGCGCACGUCGCAGGCCACACGGGAAAGAACGUGCGCUCCGGCCGCCUGCACCGCAUCACAGGGCUGGACCCCGCCCGGGUGCUGUUCGAGGGGCUGGGGCCCGCGCAGCGCCUGGACAAGACGGACGCCGACGUCGUGGAGGUGGUGCACUCGUCCGGGGGCUACCUGGGCUUCUCGCAGUCGCUCGGCCACCGGGACUUCUUCCCCAACGGCGGAGAGUGGCCGCAGCCCGGCUGCGUGUUCGACUUUAUCUCCGUCUGCAGCCACCGGCGCGCCUACUACUACUACGCCGAGGCCCUCAAGGAGAGCGCGCGCUUCCCGGCCUACCCCUGCGCCUCCAUGGAGGAGUACCGCGCCGGCAAGUGCGCCCGGGUGGCCGCGGCGCACCUCGGCGACGACGCGGACCACUGCACCGACGAGGGCUGCACACAAGGCAACUUUUACUUCGAGACGAAUCCCUCGUCUCCGUUCGCACGUCCGGAGCCAUCCUCGAGUCCUACAGCAGAGUCCGUAUGAAGUCACAAAUGGCGCAUAAUAAAUAUAAAUACAACCUAGUCGAGAUGACGUCACAUAGUUGGUCAGUAUGUUGAAACCCAGUUUUAAAAAUAAUUUUGACAUCAAUAUGAAUUGUAUUGGCGUGUUUGGUGGAAUAUGGUGAAACCAAUAUGAAAUGUUCAUUCCCGCAACAGAAAUAAACUUCUUGGUACAGUA